Messenger RNA from Loa loa (African eye worm), 321 nucleotides. RefSeq lists its product as hypothetical. Bases 1 to 321 code for a protein of 106 amino acids. NCBI's taxonomy places the organism in Eukaryota, Metazoa, Nematoda, Chromadorea, Rhabditida, Onchocercidae. The transcript has 3 exons. The record is from RefSeq and is a predicted model, not a curated record.
AUGUUUCUUCGUCUUCUUCUCUUCAUAUGCUUUCUAGGAUGUGAUGAUAUUACCGUUAUCAUUGCACAAACAUGCUGUCCGUUGUCACCAGCUGGAUUAUAUGGUAAGAGGUCGAUCAACAUUUUGAUUCCGAUACCAUAUCAUUUCGCAUUUCCUCAAUUAAGUGGUUUGGGAGGUGGAUCGGGCCGUUUUCUGGGUCCCUUGUACUUCGGAUACUUCACUCGAUAUCUUGGACCAGCAAACGCAAAUGGCAUCUGUCCAAUUGGAGUAAAUAUUAGCGGUCAAUGUUGGUAUGAUAGUAUCGGGAAUAAUAAAAAAUAG